UUCCCUCAGCCCCAAGAAAUCUCAGUACAUCAGUCAAGGUGGAGAACUAUCCUGUAUCCUACGCUGUGGAUCUGAGCUGGCUGAGACCGCUGCUCACAAAUGGACAGAUACAGUAUUACACAAUUUACCACCAGCAGAAAGAUGCCACUGGUAAAACACUUUCAGGUGUUAUCUCACAAAGGAGUCAUGUUGAUGAGAGAACAAAUAAACAGAUCUACAGAGACAAAGUGCCAAAUGUGCAGCCAGGAUCCUUUUAUGACUUCUGGGUCACAGCAUCAACCCUAGCUGGCGAGAGCGCAGCUUCAGAAAAGUCAACAGUCAAAGUGGUCCCUGCCGUGGACACAGACCUCAAUAUCACAGUCAGUGAUCUGACAGAGACUGGCUUCACUCUGAAAUGGAAUAAAGCCACCAACGUGACUGGUUACCAGAUCACUGUACGGUUUCAAGAGGACGCCAACUUUCCGGCAGCCACAGUCAGCGAUAUGAUUCUGCAUGCUGCCAGCUCCCAGACAAGUGUCGCUGUGACUGGUUUGUGUCCUGGAACCGUCGUGUAUGUCAGUUUGCAGACUGUGCAUGCGGACCACAGUUUUGGUCCAAAGAUUCUUCCCUAUGGCACCACAAUGGAGAACGGAGAGGUUCAUUUGAAAGGAACAAAACCAACCGUUGUUUUCAGUGAUAUUGACCUGGUAGGACCAACACAGAUUUUACUCAAGUAUAACUUAACACAUGGAGGUCCAUAUGCGAAACAAUUUUUCAUCCAUUACACACACGAUGAGAACAGUGCAGCAGUAAACCUGACAACCUCACAAACCUCACAUGAGCUGGCUGGCCUGUUUGCUUGUGAGAAAUACUUGGUCUGGAUCCAGCCUACAUUCCUGACUUGCCCUUUCACUGACCUCAGGAAUAUUUCAACUAUGGAAGACAUCACAGCCCCACCUAAGAAUGUUCGAGUGAAUGUGACGCGGGUCCAGGAACACUUUAGCAUGAACAUCACUUGGAACCCGUCUUGCUCAGAGAAUUCACCACUAGCAGAAGGCUAUAUAGUCCGUAUGAAGGUGGGUGAGAAAGAAGCAGCUGACUAUAUCAUUGACAAACAAGAAUUCUUCCUUCCAUACGUGCAAGAUGGAACUUCCUAUGUAUUUACUGUCAGAACUGAUCAGCGUGGAUCACAAGAAACUGCUCCAUAUUCAACAGUAAUCCCUUAUGUGGGAAAACCCUUCAAUAUAGUGCCAGUGUUUGAUGGGAAGAAUGCAACUAUAUUCUGGACGUUCCCCCCGGCUGCAGACAAAGAAAAUAAAUUCAAGCAUUUCAUGGUGAAGACAAAAUGUGAUGAUGUUGAGAUAACCAACAGGACCAAAGAUUCAAAGAUCACUGUCUCCCUGUGGAAGGAUGGACGCUUCUUUAUAACUAUCACAGCCAUGGCAGAAACUGGGAAUAUCAUUGGAGAACCUGGAACUUAUGAGUUCCCAU
Candidula unifasciata is the source of this 1470-nucleotide messenger RNA. Lineage: Eukaryota; Metazoa; Mollusca; Gastropoda; Stylommatophora; Geomitridae. The record is from the annotation of a GenBank genome assembly.